CACUCGCAUGCGACAGGAGGAGAUGGUCAGUGCCUUGUUUAGUGUUCUUCAUGGAACACGUGCUCCCCCCCAGCCCACCACCGGACCCCCUGCUGUCAAACUAAGGGGUAUCCUGGACCUUAGUCUCUUCACUGUGACAGACCAUACCCCCAUGGAGAUAGCUGUGGACAUCUUCAGGAAGCUGGGACUCAGGCAGUGCCUGAUCACAUAUAAAAUAGGACCUGAACCUUAGGACCAUGCCUCAGGACUACCUGGCAUGAUGACUCCUUGCUG
This is a messenger RNA of Oncorhynchus gorbuscha (pink salmon), 273 nucleotides long. RefSeq names its product H(+)/Cl(-) exchange transporter 4-like. NCBI's taxonomy places the organism in Eukaryota, Metazoa, Chordata, Actinopteri, Salmoniformes, Salmonidae. The transcript is spliced from 3 exons. The coding region runs from base 8 to 232 and encodes 74 amino acids. The record is from RefSeq and is a predicted model, not a curated record.